GCUUUCAAUCACAUUGUUGAUUGUCUUGUUACUUCUUCUAUCUUACAUUCCCUCCAAAUUUCUCCACUAAAAUUGCAGCAAACUUUCUGCGAAAAUGGAAACCUUGAUCACAUCCCACUCCAUUUCAUGUCUCAAUUUGAAAAAGCCUUCAUUAAAAUCCCAAUAUCCUCAAUCGUUCUUCCAUCUUAGACCUAAUUUCUCCUCUUCUCGAUCCUCUCUGAAAUUGCAAUAUAACUUUAACGAUAAAUUGUUUUCACAGAAGAGGUUCGGAGCUACCAUAAACGCUUCCAUAGCUGGUCAAACCAAUCCAAUCGAUGAUGAAUAUACAUGGCUUCUUGAACCCGUGGGUGAUGGAGAUUCGAGACACAUCGGUUUUAAGGUUGCUAUGCCAUCUUCAUUCGAGAUUUCAUCCAAGGAGGCGACUGUUGGGCGUGUUCCUGAGAAAGCCGAUAUAGUAAUCCCGGUUGCUACAGUAUCCGGUACGCAUGCCCGAUUUCAGAAGAAGGGUGGUGCUCUAUUGUUGACCGAUUUGGGCAGCACGAAUGGGACAUUCAUUGAUGAAAAAAGGCUUACGCCUGGCGUGCAAUCAGUUGUCACCCCUGGGAGAUACGUUACAUUCGGGGACACCAAUCUAGCAAUCUUCCGUGUUUCAAAGAUUAAAAACGUGAAGCCUAUCACACAAUCAAGUGAGUCCGAGCCCCAAGUUGAAUUAGAGACGGAAGGUGUGAGCAAUGUUCAAAAUAUUUAAGUUGAUACAUACGUUUUUGCCUUAAUGUCAAUGUAAAAAAGGUGCAUAAGGUGAUGCUUUAUAGCCAAGAAUCUAGCAUUUGUAUUGGUUUGUAGAAGGUUUACAAAAAAAGUAUAUCCACUCAUUCUCACAA
Lactuca sativa (garden lettuce) is the source of this 881-nucleotide messenger RNA. RefSeq names its product SMAD/FHA domain-containing protein. Gene Ontology annotation, molecular function: protein binding. Lineage: Eukaryota; Viridiplantae; Streptophyta; Magnoliopsida; Asterales; Asteraceae. The record is from RefSeq and is a predicted model, not a curated record.